Molecule: messenger RNA, 3175 nt
Organism: Ascoidea rubescens DSM 1968
Lineage: Eukaryota; Fungi; Ascomycota; Saccharomycetes; Ascoideales; Ascoideaceae
Exons: 1
Coding region: 265-3069 (934 amino acids)
Cellular component (GO): cellular bud neck; cellular bud tip
Source: RefSeq, a predicted model, not a curated record
GAAAAAUAUAAUCCGAUUGUUAAUUUUAUUAUAGAAACCUACGGUCAGGAAAUUAAUAAUAUAUCAGUUUAUCCUGGUUGCCGACAUCACAAAUUCCAAAUGAAACAGAAAUUGCUAUCUCUACUUUUUCUUUAUCCUAAUGGUUUUAUUUUUUUAUAAAUACACCCAUAUGUUCAUCUCUUUUCCAAAUAUAUUUUCUCUGUUUGAGAGUAUCCAUUUCAAUUCAACUACAUAACACAGUUUUUAAAAGAACUUUAGAUUACCAUGUUAGUUAAUAUAUUUAAAAUAAACAACUCGAAAUCAUCUCACAGAGACUUACCAAUCUCAAAUCCAUCUCCAACUCUUAAUUCCCAAUUGAACCCAUUGGAUUUCCAAAUUCAACGAGAUACAGUACCGAAAAAUAUCUCUCAUGAUUCCAAUAAUAAUUUCAAAAAGGAAAACUCCUUCAGAACCUUUGUAAAUUAUCCCAUCAGUCUUGGACAUAAUAACAAUAACAAUAACAUCUCUUCCCCAUACUACAACGACUCAAUAAUAAAUACUUUGCCCAAAAAUAUUGCUCUUACACAUCAAAUCUCUUUUAAUGGGUAUGCUAUGAAUGAAAAUACAAAUGGUCAUCUUAAAAACCAUACAAGGAACCAGCCAUCAAAUGUCUCUAACAUUUAUUCUGAUGCCAUUUUCUCAAAUUUUUCUACUGGUAGCCAUGCCAAUUCUGACUCACUUACUUCUGCUGAUUGUUCAAGUUUUGAUUUCUAUAAUAACAAUCUUCUUUUUAAAUUAAUUCAAGAUAUUAAUAGAGAUCGUAUGAAAUGCUAUGCAAGGUAUCAUAUUUUCAAUUCGGUUUUGUUUGAAACAUCUUUAUAUAACAAAUUACCAUUUAACAUCUUGAUUAGAAAUGGUAUUAAUCAUCACACUUCAAGAGUGGUUAUUCAUGCUUUAACCAGAAAAUUAAAAGAAUACUUAAAUUCAGAUCAAUCUUAUUCUAGUAAUAUCAAACAAGAAGAUCGGAUUCUCCCUUUUGAUGUCUUUACUCCAUCAUUAUCGCAAUUAGAGGAUUCAAUAUUGAAAGACUCCAAAGAAUUUUUAAGUUCUCUUUUCCCAUACGAGGGCUGUUCCUUGAAGGGCGAAGAAUUGGAUAUUAUCAUAUCACAUCAGAAUAUUAAAAUCAUCAUAAAUUCUCUAAAAUUAAUUUGGGCAAAUUUACCAAAUGGUUUAUUUCCUUGGUCUUCAUACAAAAAGUUUGUGAAAAAAGAAGAAGAAACUGGUUAUCCGAAAACUUCUUUUUAUCAGAUUUUACCCUUCUGUUUACCAAGUAAUGACUAUCCAUAUAUCAUCCAAGAGUACCUAGACAUUAUUUUAUUAUUUUGUUACAAAAAUUGCAUUGGAAAUAUCGAUGAUUUAAAUGAAUUACUUUACACUGCUGCCCAAUUAUUUUUUGAAUUACCAACUCAAAAUGAUACUAAUGCGAAUGCUGAUACUAAUACUAAUACUAAUACUACUGACAAAAGUUUGAAUGAUCACCCUACUAAUUCUGAUACUGAUCAAGUUGAUUUUAUUCCCAAUGGUAGUCCUCCAAUUGAAGAUAUACAUUCAAAUAGACAAUUAUACUACAUUCGAGGAAGAGCAUUUCAAAGAAUUUUCCUUUCAUAUGUGCGAAACAUUGAUUAUGACAAUUCAAAUUUUAAAAAUGAUCUAUCAAUAAGUUUUCUUAAUGAUAUUCCAUUAAAUCCAUACCCACCAGUACCUUUUGUAUCACCUCAUAAGGAAAUGGGUUUGGUUCUUUCCAUUCCUUCUGAUUAUAUUGAAUCUAAUAAUUAUACAACUGAAUUAAACUACAAAAAUUUGAUUCAAAAUGUCGUCUCAUGUAAUUGCAAAAUUUACUCAUCACAAACAAUUUUCAGAAACGAAGAACAACAUUUCAUUGAUAAGCUCAUAGAAAAUCCCUUUUCUGCCUUUAAAAGCUUUGUUUCUUUAAUAUCUUUGAAAUAUCUUUCAAAAUUUGAUCCAAGUAUUUUAUAUUUAGAAAAUUCUUCAAGAAAAAAUAAUGAUGGUAGUAAUAUUAAAAGCAUGAAUGGUGUAUAUCAUCAUCUUAAUUCAAAUCAAAAUUCAUAUCAACUUUAUUCAGUGGAUGAAUUUUUGAACAGUACAAUUGGAGCUCAUAAUAUAAAUACUGAUGAUACCCAUAUUAGGAAAUCCCCAAAAAUCCAACCUGAGAGGUAUGAAAUCGAAGAAAACCCAAUCAAAGUUUCAAAAAUAGAAGUCAAUGAGUGGUUGGUUAAUACAUGGAAAUUGGAAACUCAAUUAAAAAAAUUAAAAGCUACUAUAUUUGCAAAAUUUAAAUCUCCAAUUGGGCAUUGUCAAUGGUUAAUUCUUUGCGUUGAUGAAAGAAGACUUAAAGAAAACCCUUGCUCUUUGGACUUAAAUCAAGGCAAUCACGAAGAAAAGUCUGAAUAUGGAAAAGAUACUGAAAAUAACAACGAUCAAAGCUUGAUUAAUAAUGAAAGAAAUUUUGAAAAUAGAUCUAUCGUUGAAAACAAGAAUGAAGAAAGACCUGUUUUGGAGGUCAAUAAUGAUUUUCAAAAUAAUGAAGACACUGAUGAGGACGAUUAUGAACAAUCGAAUGCUGAAUUGUGUCAAGCUUCUGAAAAAAUAUCAAUAUCUCGUCCAGAGAAUGCGCCAAUUAUUGUUAGUAGCCAGAACAAUUCGAUUUAUUCAAAGUCUGCAAAAUUGAGAAAUAGUCUAGAUAACUUAUCAAAUAAGAGUUUAACCCCUUCUUUCCCAAUGAUUAAUGUUGACAUUAAUCAGAGUUUAGUGCAGUCUCUUGAUGCUGAUAACUAUCCUUAUGAAAUGAAAUAUUAUGUCAAUAGUAAUUCUAGCAAUGUGGAAUUUUUGGAUUCGAGAUCACAAAAUAACCAGGCUAAAGCAAAUCACAAUAAUAGAGAUUUCUCUAACUCUUCAAUACCUGGAAAUAGACACGCUUUUCAGAUGUUUGCACUUCCAAGACUAGUUUCUACAGUUGAACCUUUGAAUAUUCAUAAGAAUAUAAUUUCUUCGAAAGAGGACAUUAUAUAGCAAGUGAAACAUUUCUGCUAAAUAACAUUGAAUUAAAAUUGCAUUCAAUUUCAUUUCUUUUUUAAUUUUUUUUUUGGAUAAAAAUGUUUAAUAGAUAGGGUUUUAU